Molecule: messenger RNA, 1269 nt
Organism: Dothidotthia symphoricarpi CBS 119687
Lineage: Eukaryota; Fungi; Ascomycota; Dothideomycetes; Pleosporales; Dothidotthiaceae
Exons: 5
Coding region: 102-1202 (366 amino acids)
Source: RefSeq, a predicted model, not a curated record
CGUUCGCGUCUUCGUGCAUUCGGCAAACCCACCAGUUUGCAGCCGUCAACAGCCCCCAAAAUUGACACGUCGCAGAAGACGCUUCACCCGCCAUGUCUAAAAUGGCGAACAUGGACCCAAACGCCAUCCUGCGCGGGGCACAGUUGACUCUUGUGGGCGUAAACCGCGCCCUCCAGAACCCCAACAUCUUCACAUCAGACAUCUACCGACAAGCUGCCCUUGCUGUUGCCGCUGGAAUUGCCAUUCGCGUCAUCGUCUCCGUCCCCAUAUACGGCGUGCAAGCGCUACUAUGGACUCUUUCGUUCGUGGUCGACAUGAGCCAGACGCACUGGGACGAAAGCAUCGUAAACGGAAUGCACUUCAUUGAGACUUCCGUCCUGCAGAUUCCCUUCUUUCUCAUGACUAUGAUGCGCUUCAUCACACCAACGUUCGACCUCAUGUUCAUGGAAUCGCUCGCUUGGGUCGAUCUCACCUACGUCCAAAAACACAAGACCGACGACCCCCGCAAUCUCCGUGCUAUGUACCAUGAGAAUCUGCAACAGUACCCUACACAUGCCCCGAAGACGCUCAAGGAGAAGAAGACGCUCAAGGACACUGUCAUCUUCGUCGCCACAAAGCAAGCAAGGAAGGCUGGCAUUUCUUUGGCAGUCCUAGCAUUGUCCUAUGUGCCCUACGUCGGGCGCUUCAUCCUCCCCGCUGCCAGUUUCUAUACCUUCAAAAAGGCUGUGGGUAGUCAGCCGGCAGCAGUUAUCUUUGCAGGCUCUCUUCUGUUCCCGCGGAGAUACCUAGUCUCGUUUCUACAGGCUUACUUCUCCUCCCGCACAAUGAUGCGCGACCUGCUCGAGCCCUACUUCACCCGCGUGCGUUACUCCAAGGAGCAAAAAGCACUCUGGUUCAAAGACCGCGCAGGCGUGCUAUUUGGCUUCGGACUAGCUUUCUACAUCUUCGCCAAGAUCCCACUCGUCGGAGUUCUCAUCUACGGCCUCGCAGAAGCUUCGACGGCCUACCUCAUCACCAAAGUCACCGAGCCCCCACUGCCACCCUCUGACGCGGACAAGUUCAAGCAGGAGUCGCUGCGUUGGAAGAACAAGCACGAAUUCCUCAAGGCGCCAUGGCAGAACAUGGAUGCGUACAAUAUUGCAAUGCAUAAACCUGCGGCUCAGUCUGACGUCAGGCAGACCCCAAGAAAGACAUUCAGUUGAACGCGGGGUGAUGAGUAAGGUGAGAGAUGAGAAUACACAUAGAUACACGCAUGCAUACAUACAUAUA